Messenger RNA from Dictyostelium discoideum AX4, 876 nucleotides. RefSeq names its product short-chain dehydrogenase/reductase family protein. NCBI's taxonomy places the organism in Eukaryota, Evosea, Eumycetozoa, Dictyosteliales, Dictyosteliaceae. The record is from RefSeq and is a predicted model, not a curated record. The transcript has 2 exons. Bases 1 to 876 code for a protein of 291 amino acids.
AUGGAACCAAUUUUAAAUUCAAAUACUGAAAUAAAUACUGAAAACACUCAGAUUUGGUAUAUAACAGGUUGUACAAGUGGUACUGGUUUAUCAUUAGCAAAGAAAUUAUUAUCAUUAGGUCAUAAAGUGACAGGUACUUCAAGAAAUAUUAAUAAAUUAAAAGAAUUAAGUAUUUUCAAUGAUAAAUCAUUUUUAGGAUUACAAGUCGAUAUUACAGAUAGAAAAUCAGUUCAAGAAUCAAUUGAAAAAACCAUUGAACAUUUUGGAGAUAUUACACAUGUAAUUAAUAAUGCAGGAUUUGGACUUGUAGGAUCAGUUGAAGAAGUUUCAGAAGAAGAAGAUAAAAAACUAAUGGAUGCACUUUACUUUGGUCCUUUAAAUGUCAUUAGAUCAGUUUUACCUUAUUUCCGUUCAAAAAACAAUGGUUAUAUAUUUAAUGUAAGUUCAAUUGCUGGUAUUAAAGGUUACCCAAGAUUUGGUAAUUACAGUGGUGCUAAAUUCGCAUUGGUUGGUUUAACAGAAUCAUUAGCACAAGAUGUUUUACCAUUUAAUAUUAAAGUAUCAUGUAUAAUACUUGGUUAUAUUGCCACUGGUUUCCAAAGUGCAAAUGAUUAUUGUAAAAAUUUAAUUCCAGAAUAUAAAAGUCGUGAGAUAUUUGGUUCAAUAAUGAAAUAUACAGAAGCAACUGUAACUCCAGGUGAUCCAGAUAAAGUCGCUGACGUUAUUGUUGAAAACUCCACUAAAUCAGAAUUACCAUAUAAUAUUUUCAUUGGUCCACUAAGUACCUUUGAAAUUGCUGAAGCUAAAGUUAAUGAAAUUACUAAACAGAUUGAAUCUCAAAAAGAAAGAAAUUCAAACAUUUUAUUAGAAAAAUAA